Messenger RNA from Drosophila mojavensis, 477 nucleotides. RefSeq lists its product as uncharacterized. The coding region runs from base 47 to 331 and encodes 94 amino acids. NCBI's taxonomy places the organism in Eukaryota, Metazoa, Arthropoda, Insecta, Diptera, Drosophilidae. The record is from RefSeq and is a predicted model, not a curated record. The transcript is spliced from 2 exons.
UGGAGCAUUCAGUUGAGUAUCAGUGUCUGUUUAACGAGCGGGCAAGAUGCAAAUUCAAAUAAUUUUCGUCGUCCUCCUGGUGAUCUGCUUCACGGCCAUCCACUCACAGAGGUCCGACUGUGAUAAGAUCUACAAUGCCUGUGUGUCCUGCCGAAGAAAUCGGAUGAACACCACUGAGCUAAAUAAUCUGUGUCGUAGGACGAUUCGGGACAGAGUCUGGAGAGAUCAAACGCAAUGUGAUUUGCAGCUGAUUUCCUGCAGAAAUCCUUGUGAGAAAUUGAGCUGCCGAAACAUUGCCGCAGCAGCUAGAAUGCCGCCCAGGCGCCCGUAGUCCGCCUCAAGACAGCAACUCAAGCAAAGAGGAGGAUUAUGUAACCGGCAUGUAGUGUCUCCCGAAUGCUGUUGAUUUAAUUAAAAUAAACAAUGCAAUACAUUUCAAUAUGCUUUUAAUACAUUUGUGUUAGUCCUCAAGCUGAA